Oncorhynchus keta (chum salmon) is the source of this 2030-nucleotide messenger RNA. RefSeq names its product GPN-loop GTPase 2 (gene gpn2). The record is from RefSeq and is a predicted model, not a curated record. The coding region runs from base 470 to 1411 and encodes 313 amino acids. Gene Ontology annotation, cellular component: cytoplasm. Gene Ontology annotation, molecular function: GTPase activity. Lineage: Eukaryota; Metazoa; Chordata; Actinopteri; Salmoniformes; Salmonidae. The transcript is spliced from 6 exons.
CGAGUUUGGGAAACCCUGAUCUAGACACAUAAUAGCUAUGAACGCUCUACUCCGUUCUCUUAAAUCGAGGCGAAUGUUUGCUAGUAAAAUGUAUCAAAACUCAACUCCGCCUCGAUAAGACUACGGAGUUGAGUGUUCCUCAGCUCGCCCAAUAAUAUAAUAUUUAACACACCGACAGCGUCAUUGCCCAAAAUAGUAUGCUGCAUCAUCUGGAUAUGUAUGUAACAAAAGUUCAACAUUCACCUUCUGCUACCAUUUCUGUGAAGCCUUCCACGCAUACAGUUUGACGCAUACGUUCGAUAAAUCCAACGUAUGCAUCACACCGAACGCACUGCAACGGAAACGCAGUGUUUCAUUGGAAAUGAGUGUAAUUCUGGUGUACCAAAAUGCAAUGACGCUGUAGGAUGCGUUCGAAGUGCAACCCUAUAAAGAUGGGAAUCUAACAAGUCAGAGCUUUGGAGAAGUAAUCAUGGCCACCCAGCCCUCACAGACUCCAUCCUUACGCUUUGGCCAGGUGGUCAUAGGACCUCCUGGCUCAGGUAAAACCACAUACUGCCGGGGGAUGCAGGAGUUCUUGAGUCACUUGGGACGGAAGGUAGUUGUGGUGAACAUGGACCCUGCAAAUGAAGGGCUCCCAUACCCCUGUGCCGUGGAUAUUUCAGAGCUGGUCACCCUAGAUGACGUGAUGGAGGGUUUGAAGCUGGGGCCCAAUGGUGGACUCCUGUACUGCAUGGAGUACCUGGAGGCCAAUCUGGACUGGCUGGAAACCAAGUUAGAGGAACAUAGCGACUGUUACUUUCUGUUUGACUGUCCGGGCCAGGUGGAGCUGUACACCCACCAGAACUCAGUGAAAAACAUAUUUGCUCAGCUGGCCAAGUGGAACUUCAGGCUGACUGCAGUGCACCUUGUGGACUCUCAUUACUGCGCUGACCCAGCUAAGUUCAUCUCAGUGCUGUGCACCUCCCUCUCCACUAUGCUGCACGUGGAGCUACCCCACGUCAACGUCCUCUCCAAGAUGGACCUCAUCGAGCAGUACGGCAAACUGGCCUUCAACCUGGACUUCUACACAGAUGUUAUGGACCUGACAUAUCUGCUGGAUCACUUGGCUGCUGACCCUUUCUUUAGGAAGUUCCUCAAACUAAAUGAGAAACUUGCAGGGGUCAUACAAGACUAUGGCCUUGUCUCUUUUGUGCCUCUCAAUGUGCAGGACAGGGAGAGCAUGACGCAGGUCCUGCGGACUGUGGACAAGGCCAACGGCUACUGCUUCGGCAACCUGGAGGAGAGGAACCUGCAAGCAAUGAUGUCAGCCGCUGUGGGAGCAGACUUCCAGUUCACCGCAACUCUAGGAGUGCAAGAGAGGUAUGUUGAAGAUGGUGAAAAGACCGUGGAGGAGGAGGUGAUGGAUCUGUAAAACAACAGACACCCAUCAAUGGAUGCUGCUGACUUCGAUGUUGCUUGCACUGGACCAGCAAAGGACCGACAGUACAACAUUUGUCCCGUGGAAUUGGAGUGUCAAGCGCACCAAAUGCUAUUCUUCUUUGACUGAACACGUAAAUAACUUUUAUCUUGAUAUGGCUGCCUCUGGUUAUAUAGAGAGGAGAGAAGGGUGGAGAAAGGGUUAGAAGCAUCAGUCUGCAAAUAGAAUCCAAAUCAACUGCUUCUUACCACACAAUCCAAGAAUUGGAUCAAUCUGGGUUAAGAGUUUGAAUUUAUAUAUCCUUGGCUUUGUGGCUGGUUUAUAAUGCUAGUGUUAGUACAGACUACAGUGUGUUGUUUAGUUGGAUGCAAAUGUUGAUCUCUUAUUCUGCCAGUGAAAAAGAUGGACAAAUCCAGGAGCUCUGGACUACAGAUAAUUAUUUACAUAUUGAAAUGAGAAAUACCCUGGUGUGGGGCAGUUUGGUCAGCCCUUCAGUCUAUAAGGUGUGUACAUUGGGUAUGAAUCCCUUUGCAGAUCAGCAAAAUCAACUGUUAAAAGUGUUUUUUACAUUUCAUUAAUAAAGUUUGUGAAGAGUUGGUCUUACAUGCAUGUA